Messenger RNA from Corvus hawaiiensis (hawaiian crow), 3625 nucleotides. RefSeq lists its product as uncharacterized. The record is from RefSeq and is a predicted model, not a curated record. The transcript is spliced from 3 exons. The coding region runs from base 2522 to 3625 and encodes 367 amino acids. Lineage: Eukaryota; Metazoa; Chordata; Aves; Passeriformes; Corvidae.
CCUUUCCCAGCUCCCUCAGCCGCUCCUGGGGCUCCAGCCCCUUCCCAGCUCCCUUCCCUGCCCUGGGAAGAUGCUUUUUGCUCCAGUAGAAAAAUGCAGGAUUUUGCUUCUCCCUCUCUGCAGCUGUGGCCUUGACUCUCGGAUCCAUAAGGGAUGGAUAGAGGGCAAACCCCAGGACAGCCUGGCACGCUCAGCCUGCCUUCAUUUGUAGUUCAUCCCAAACUCCUGAGGCACGGGAAUGUCAUCAUCAGGAUUUUUCGGCCCACGUGACCUUUGGAGCCAUUGACCCAUCUCAGUUUUAAUGGGACUCUUCCUGCAGCUGCCCUAGUUUCCCAAGUUUUUGGGAAAACCAGCAGCAGGCAGCAGUGGCAGCUGGUGUUUCGUGCCAGGAGGUGCCAGCUGGGCAGCACCUCCCAAAUUCUGCUGUGUCCUUGCCUGAGGGACAGAGGGCUCAGGCCCUGGAACGGGUUCUUUCAGGAAGUGGUGGAGUCACUGUCUCUGGAAGUGCCCCAGAGGUGUCCGGAUGUGGCCCCUGGGGACAGGGUUUAGGUUUAGGGGUUCUGCUGGUGCUGCUGGGGUGGCACUGGGUGACCCUGAAAGGCUCUUCCAGCCCUGAGGAUGGUUCCAUGGUUCUGUAACUACCAAGGACCACACUCGCUUCCCUUCCGGGUAAUUAGAAAGAAACAAAUCGCAUUAAACCUUCUUCGAUAAGUUUGGAACAGCUUAAAAAUUCCCGUUCUGCUUUUCCAAAUCCUCUGUCAAACGUUGCACGACCACUUGCAGAACCCGGUGCUCGAUAAGGCGAUGUUUGGUCAAAGACUGGACUCGAUAAUCUGAGGUCUCUUCCAAGCCCAGCGACUCUGGGAUUCUGCUCCUCAGGGAUCACUGACGUCCUGCUCCUGCUGAGCGCAGCACAACUCUCGCUGUGACACCACAGGAGCCUAAGCAGGGUGAAAACACUUUUAUUUCCCCUCAUUUUCCCCCCGGCUGUGCCUCAUUACCGUGUGUACCUCGUUUCACACAAGCGGUUUCCAGAAAAACAAGCGGACCCGUGGUGUCUGCGCCGGGAGAAUUCCACAGGGAGCCCGAAAUCUCCCGUGGAGAAAGAGAAGGAAGUUUUCCCUCGAGGAAGGGCAGUGCCCACAGGGUGUGUGAGGGGAUGGCACCGAGGAGGAAAAGCUCCUGGAGCAUCACCAGAACGGAUUUAACAAGGUUCUGCUGCAAAAUGGAACCUCACGAGGAGGAGUCGCACCAAGCUCCCAGAACUGCUUUGUCUCAGAUCCAGUCUGUCAUCAGAGCUCUUGGACUCCCCUCUGCUGAGUUUAUUUCAUGCUGUCCUUGCACACAGAUGUUUAUUUCAGCUCUUCACAUGAUGCAAAUCCCCUCCCAUUCCUGCUUUUUCUGCCAAAUAACUUCCAAACUUUCUGGCUCCUUGCUCAGCCCUGGUGUCAAUCAGCACAACCAAUAAGUCUGUAAUUACUUUUGCACAACAAGCACCUGAUUCUUAAAACAUAGCAGCCUCCUUUAGUAUCUCCCAGAUUCUCAUCCCUCUAAGCCACUAGAUUUUUAUCCAUCUGGAGGUUUAACACUCAUUUUCCACUUUUUUGCCCCUCAUGCUGGUGGUACCCAUUUCUCUCAUUCCUCUCCCUCUCCUUUCCCAAAUGCUGGAAUCCAUCCAGGUGGUAAGAGCUCUACACUAAAAACUGUCCAAUCCUCCCUCCAAAAGGGGAUUUUAACCAAACACCCACUUUUUUCCUUAAACUGGAAGUGUGGCCUUGCUCAGUUUAAUCCCUGAUCCACCAGGAUGUGAUGGAAUAAGAACAGAAAUCAAAUCCAUGCAAGCAGAGAGGGGAAUGCUUUAAUAAUCCCCACAGCUGGAUUAUAAAUUAGGAUUAUAUUCCUUGUGGCCUGGGAGGUUGUUUUAAUCCGGACACUGAAAAUUCCUCAUGGGCAUUGCACCUCUGCCACCCACCAGGGACAUGGAAUCCGUGUCACCGAGCUGUGACCUCCAGGAAAGAUUCCACAGGCCAAGCUUAGGAACAGAUCCCAUCCCACAGAGGCUGGGCUGUGACUUCCCACUAUUCCUGUUCUCUCCCCGUGGGUUCUACUGCAGGAAAUCCAAGGCCUGGGAGCUGCACGGUGAUUUCUGGGAUGCAGACACGGGCCUGGCCAUGGCCUGGCUCAGUCCUCACAGGAGGGUUUUGGCAGACCCUGGCCUGUUUGGGAGGAGGGAAGCAGCUGUAUGGACACUGCAGGACACAGCUCGAGGUGUUGGACUGGGAUUUAUUGCAAUUUUCCCUUCCUGUUCCUGCCCUUUGCCCAGCUCCUCUUCAGUUCUGGUGUCCAGGAUCAUUUCUGCCCACAUCCAUGAUUUCUGCUGGCACAGGAGGUCAUUCAGUGCCUCAUCUCCUCCAGCCUUUUUCCCCAUGAGGAGUGGAGCUGGAUUAGUUGGCACUGCCUGCCCUGAGCCCACCGAUGCUCCUCCGGGCAGGAUUGGGAUGUUCCUCUGGGCAGGAUUGGGAUGUUCCUCUGGGCAGGAGUGGGAUGUUCCUCUGGGCAGGAGUGGGAUGUUCCUCUGGGCAGGAGCGGGAUGUCCCUGCAGGCAGGAGCGGGAUGUCCCUCCAGGCAGGAGUGGGAUGUUCCUGCAGGCAGGAGCGGGAUGUCCCUCCAGGCAGGAGUGGGAUGUUCCUGCAGGCAGGAGCGGGAUGUCCCUCCAGGCAGGAGCGGGAUGUUCCUCCAGGAAGGAGUGGGAUGUCCCUGCAGGCAGGAAUGGGAAGCUUUUCCAGGCAGGGGUGGGAUGUUCCUGCAGGCAGGAGAGGGAUGUUCCUGCAGGCACGGGUGGGAUGUCCCUGCAGGCAGGAGAGGGAUGUUCCUCCAGGCAGGAGUGGGAUGUCCCUGCAGGCAGGAGCGGGAUGUCCCUGCAGGCACGGGUGGGAUGUUCCUGCAGGCAGGGGUGGGAAGCUCUUCCAGGCAGGGGUGGGAUGUUCCUGCAGGCAGGAGCGGGAUGUUCCUGCAGGCAGGAGUGGGAAGCUCUUCCAGGUGGGAGCAGGAUGUUCCUCUGGGCAGGAUUGGGAUGUCCCUGCAGGCAGGAGAGGGAUGUCCCUCCAGGCAGGAGAGGGAUGUCCCUGCAGGCAGGAGCGGGAUGUCCCUCCAGGCAGGGGUGGGAUGUUCCUCCGGGCAGGAGAGGGAUGUUCCUGCAGGCAGGAAUGGGAAGCUUUUCCAGGCAGGGGUGGGAUGUUCCUGCAGGCAGGAGCGGGAUGUCCCUCCAGGAAGGAGUGGAAUGUCCCUGCAGGCAGGAAUGGGAAGCUUUUCCAGGCAGGGGUGGGAUGUUCCUGCAGGCACGGGUGGGAUGUUCCUGCAGGCAGGAGAGGGAUGUUCCUCCAGGCAGGAGUGGGAUGUCCCUGCAGGCACGGGUGGGAUGUUCCUGCAGGCACGGGUGGGAUGUUCCUGCAGGCAGGAAUGGGAAGCUCUUCCAGGCAGGGGUGGGAUGUUCCUGCAGGCAGGAGCGGGAUGUUCCUGCAGGCAGGAGUGGGAAGCUCUUCCAGGCAGGGGGUUCUCCACGGACACCCUGCGUUUUGGAAAACAAGGGAAUUCUCCCCCAAAACAGACGUUAAAGCGCUGGUGA